Molecule: messenger RNA, 2331 nt
Organism: Monosiga brevicollis MX1
Lineage: Eukaryota; Choanoflagellata; Craspedida; Salpingoecidae
Exons: 4
Cellular component (GO): myosin complex
Molecular function (GO): cytoskeletal motor activity; ATP binding; protein binding
Source: RefSeq, a predicted model, not a curated record
GUGCACAGCCGAGUGCCCCGAGCAAAAGUGCCCCGAGCAAACGAGCGGCACUGUUGGCUGAAAGGUCUCGCCCGGGGAGGCGGAUAGUACCACAAGCCCUCUCUCCCCGUCCACCGUUUGUACGACACCACCGUCAUGUCUGGCUUUGAGCAAACACACGAUCUGGCCUCGUCCGAGAGCCUGGACGAAACCCGUCUUAGCAAUGCCCUCGAGGCUCGCUAUGGUGCAGAUAUGAUCUACACGUAUGUGGGUGACAUCCUCGUGGCCGUCAACCCGUACCGCAUGUUGCCCCUCUAUACCCCGGCCGUGCAGCGCAAGUACAUGAACAUGCUGCAGCGCUCAGCACAGCCACCCCAUCUCUACGCCAUUGCCGAUGCUGCCUACAAUCAGAUGUCUCGCAAUGCUACGCCUCAGGUGGCAGUCAUCUCCGGCGAGUCGGGUGCUGGCAAGACCGAGUCCACCAAGCACUUCAUUCGCCAAAUCAUGGAGGUCAGCAGCCGUGGCCGUCACCCCAUCGAAGCCAAGAUUAUGGCGUGCAACCCGGUUCUUGAAGCCUUUGGCAAUGCCCAGACCGUCAUGAACGACAACUCUUCACGCUUCGGCAAGUUUGUGGAGCUCAAGUUUAACAACUUGGGUCAGGUCUUUGGUGCCUCCAUGUCACAUUAUCUCCUUGAGAAGGCCCGCGUUGUGAGCCAGGGGACCGGCGAACGCAACUUCCACAUCUUUGAGCUUCUUCUUGAAGGCACCAGCAACAACCUUGGCCGCUACCACCUCGACGGCUACGACAACUUCCGCUACUUGGCCUCGCGGGACGAGGACAAGGCCCGGCUGGCCCAGGAAUGGAAGGAAGUCCAGGAUGCCUUCCCUGGUAUCGGUUUCACCACCGACGAUCUCGAGUGCGUCAACAAGAUUAUUGCCGCCAUCCUGCUCCUCGGUCAGCUUGAAUUCAAGGAGGGAGGAAAUGGCGAAGACGCCGAAAUUGUAGACCCCAAGCCUUUGAACCACGCCGCCGAGCUGCUCGGCGUCUCUGCCGAAAAGCUGCGUGUCGGCUUCAUGACCAACAAGCUCGUCCUCGGUAGUGAAACAAUCUACAAGCCCCUCAAUGUCCAAAAGAGCUCCGAGUCUCGCGACGCCGUGAGCAAGGCGGUGUAUGACCGCAUGUUCGAGUGGCUCGUCACCAAAAUCGACAUGAUGCUUUGCCCUGCCGAAGCCCGCCUCGAGGAUACCUACACCAUUGGUAUCCUUGAUAUUUUCGGUUUUGAGGACUUUAAGAACAACGGUUUUGAUCAGAUCUGCAUCAAUCUGGCCAACGAGUCCCUUCACAAGUUCUUCAACACGCAUAUCUUCGCGUCUGAGCUCGAGGAGUAUGCGGCCGAAGGCAUCGAUGGAGCAUCGGUUCUCUUCACCGACAACGGCGAGAUUCUCAACCUCUUUUUUGAUCGCCCCGACGGCCUCUUUGCCGUGCUUGAUGAGGAGACCAACUUUCCCUCUGCCACAGACAAAACGCUCAUGACCAAGCUGGAGCAACAGAUGGAACGUCACACCCCCUUUGAAAUGAACAAGGGCGGCUACGCCUUUGCCAUUCAGCACUACGCCGGUCCCAUCACCUACCAAGGCACAGGUCUCCUCGAUAAGAACAAGGACCCCCUGCCCAACCGCAUGUCCGAAAGCAUGACCGACGCCUCCAACCCCCUGGCGCAACUUCUCUUCAAGCCCGACUUUGUCAAGCGCACUCGCGGCGACGCAGCUGGUGGUGACAUUGACGGUGCCAAGUCCAAAAAGGGCAAGGGCAAGGGCAAGCAGGGACCCAAAAAGGGCAUCAACACCGUCAGCACGGGCUUCCGCAUCUCCCUCGAGAAGCUGAUGGAGCGGAUGAACCGUUGCAAGCCCCACUUUGUCCGCUGCAUCAAGCCCAAUCUGGCCAAGGCCCCUGGUCGCUUCGAAUCGGCCAUGGUCAUGAAGCAGCUCAAGUACACCGGUAUGCUGCAGACGAUUGAGAUUCGCAAAGACGGUUACCCGAACCGCCCCUCCUUCAAGCAAUUCAUUGACACGUAUCGUGGUGCUGUUUUCGACUUUACCAAGCCGAUGGACUACACGUCCGCCAACUGCACUCGUAUUCUGCAAAAGGCAGAGGAAAAGCAACGCGAGGUGGCCGCUGCCAACAAGCUCACCGGCAAAACGGCGCAUUUGGAUAAAUGGAUCGUGGCCAAGACCAAAGUCUUCCUCAAGUACUGGCACCAGGAUAUCCUGGACAACUUUUACCGGCCCAUGGACGCGGCCGCAGUGCGCAUCCAGGCAUGGACUCGACGCUACCUUGCGCAACUGCGCUUC